This is a messenger RNA of Sitophilus oryzae (rice weevil), 1589 nucleotides long. RefSeq names its product protein mab-21. The coding region runs from base 171 to 1268 and encodes 365 amino acids. The transcript has a single exon. The record is from RefSeq and is a predicted model, not a curated record. NCBI's taxonomy places the organism in Eukaryota, Metazoa, Arthropoda, Insecta, Coleoptera, Curculionidae.
GACGCCGAUCCUGGCCAGGCCAGUAUGUCGUCGUAGCCUACGGUCGAUCUUUGUUUGUGCGUGUGCUCCUUGGUUUAUUUAGUACCGAUUCGGUUUACUUAGUCAUUAUUACGUUUCUCACCGUGGCUCCUGCUGAAAAACGCGGCUCUAGCAGCCCUCCAUCGGCAAACAUGCUGGUACCGCCCGAUAUGCUAGCGGCGCAAUCCAAGAUGGUAUAUCAGUUAAACAAGUACUACACCGAAAAGGUUCAGUCCCGCAAACUAACCAGUGCAAAAACGAUCCAGGAAGUGUGUCGCGUCGUUCAGGACGUUCUUAAAGAGGUUGAAGUUCAGGAACCUAGGUUUAUAUCAUCUCUAACCGAUUACAACGGACGUUAUGAAGGUUUGGAGGUUAUUUCACCUACAGAGUUCGAAGUGGUCCUCUACUUAAACCAAAUGGGAGUACUGAAUUUCGUCGACGACGGAACGUUACCAGGGUGCGCCGUACUGAAACUAAGCGACGGAAGAAAGCGUUCCAUGUCCCUGUGGGUCGAGUUCAUAACGGCUUCAGGUUAUUUAUCAGCUCGGAAAAUGCGUUCCAGGUUCCAAACGUUAGUAGCGCAAGCUUGCGACAAGUGUUCCUACAGAGACUCAGUUAAAAUGAUCGCCGAUACUACCGAAGUGAAGCUGCGCAUCAGGGAACGUUACGUCGUACAAAUAACUCCAGCUUUUAAGUGCACGGGACUCUGGCCGAGAUCUGCAGCACACUGGCCCUUGUCCCACAUACCUUGGCCCCAUCCAAACUUAGUCGUAGAAGUGAAAACGGAAGGUUUCGACUUGUUAUCCAAAGAGUGCAUUGCCUUGCAAGGAAAACAAUCAGCCAUGGAGGGAGACGCCUGGGUUCUGUCCUUUUUAGAAGCCGAGAACAGACUCCUCCAAGGAGGAUUCCGUAAAAGGUGUUUGAGUAUACUCAAAACGCUAAGAGAUCGACAUCUAGACUUACCUGGCAACCCAGUUACGAGCUACCAUAUGAAAACCCUCUUACUGUACGAAUGCGAGAAACAUCCCCUUGAAAGCGAGUGGAGUGAAGCCUGUAUAGCAGACAGAAUCAACGGGAUAUUUCUUCAGCUCAUAUCCUGUCUUCAAUGCAGAAGAUGUCCUCACUAUUUCCUACCAAAUAUGGACUUGUUCAAAGGAAAAUCGCCCAGUGCUCUGGAGAACGCGGCUAAACAAGUAUGGAGACUGACCAGAGAAAUGCUGACCAAUUCGAGGUGUUUCGAGAAAUUGUAGCACUCUUAGUAAAAUUGUUAAGCUAGUCCCCCCGUAAGUACCUUUAAUAAGAUUGACAAGUUAGGGACUAUAAAUUUGUGUGAAAAAUAAUACUGUGCGUAACAGUUAAACUAUAGCACUAGAUUGUAAUGGUAUGUGUCUGUUGUGUUUAGCCGUCGGAGACGCGUGCUAUCCAAUGUUAAAGUAGUUCGUGUGGUUAAGAAGUAUAGGUAUAUAUCAAUUUGACUGUGAUUUUGUUAGUACAUAGACUGCUUUAAAUUGUAAUGUUUUAUAGGUAUGGUAUUUUUAUAUCGUAAAUACAAUGUUAAUAAAAUUUGGUAA